AUGGAGUUGUCAAUAGACGCACUGAAGGAGAAGUUCCUUAACAUGAACAGCGACAUCGAGCUCAUCGAGCGAAAGCUGAAAGACGAAAUGUGCAAAAUGUACGAAGAUGAUAUCAACCCGUUCCUAAUUCUUAACGACUUUGAAAAUAUAAAAAGCGAGCUGCAGAAAAUCAACAAACAAUUAAACGUCCUGUAUGAACGAAAAAAAAUGAGCAUACAGUACAUGCACAGGCAAAUGCAAAAUUAUAACUUUUUGCUAAACCUGGAAAAUAAUUUAAACAUCACUUCCAAGGAGUUUGUAAAUUAUCACAACUCGGAAAUUAUUUUAAAUAAUUUCUUUUACGACAAUAUAAAGAAGUUUUUACUCAACAUAAAUUAUGAUGAAAUUAACGAGUUGCUACAGCUGGACCAUCUCCAAAAAUGUGUAGACAGCAAAGGGGAACAAACAAGUGGAAACAACUUGAGCGAUUUAGGCAGGGAAGUACCCAACGGGAAACCUGCAUUGUGUGACUCGGCCAAUUAUAAAAAUUACCUAAGUACAAGCGAUUUGAAGGACAACGAAAAAAAGGGGGUGUUGAAUAACGGAAACGCUGCAAAGGACAGCAGAAACGAACAGGUGAACAAAGGAAAUGCCACCGAUAAGGAGAGCUUGUUUUGCCCCAUCGACGACGCUACCUUCCAGUCCGUCCCCGCGCUGAUUCGACGACGGGCCAAGUUGGACGACAUUAACCUGAUAUACAGGUCACUCUACGACAUGGCCAUGAAGAAGGGCAGCUGUCUCCCCGUGGAAAAGUCCGAGCUGACUCAGAUGAAUCUGCAGGUCUUUGGACAGACAGAAAUGGUAUGUUUAUUUUCGCUGCUGCUUUUCACCCUACUGAGAAAUAACAAAACACAUGCAAAAAGGAAUACACACAGGUUGAGCGCGGCGCCGUUCAUACAGUUCACUGGUGGAGAAGUCCCCCACGGAAAGGCGAAGCACAACUGGGCAGGCCGGGGAGACGGUGGUGGGUGUAGCGGUGUUUACGGCCGCUGCAGCAAGACGAGGGUGGUGUCCUCCAACUCGUCGCGGUCGAUAGGGGAUGAAGAGGAAAAUGUCGCAGCGGGGGAGGAGAGCGCAACAGAUAGCACGGCAGAUUGGAUGGCCCCAAGUGACACUUCUGCCACGGGAAUGAGAAGUGUUAAGAAUGGCGAGUUGUUCAUGGAUGCUGCCACACGGGGGGGUGGUUUCCUCGGAAUGGAGGGAAGCCCUUUAGAAGAGCCCUCCUCCAAAGGAAAACCAAUCCACAAAAGUAGCAGCAGAAGCAGCGACAGUAGCAGCAGCAGAAUAAGGCGAGUCACCAAAAAGUACAGGAGACGGGAGGAGCUCCUUCCCAGAGUGGACCACAUGAAAGAUAUGAAGAAGGACUUAAAGCUAUUCUUUUUGAAAAAAAGAAUAAUAUACCUGACGGAGGAAAUAAAUAAAAAAACGACCAACGAAAUGAUCAGCCAGUUGUUAUACUUAGACAACAUCAACCACGAUGACAUCAAAAUUUAUAUUAAUUCCCCAGGGGGGUCCAUAAAUGAAGGACUAGCCAUUUUGGACAUUUUUAAUUAUAUCAAGUCAGACAUACAAACAAUAUCUUUUGGCCUAGUAGCAUCUAUGGCUUCUGUAAUUUUAGCUAGCGGGAAAAAGGGGAAGAGAAAAUCUCUGCCCAACUGCAGAAUUAUGAUCCAUCAACCUCUGGGCAAUGCAUUUGGCCACCCACAGGAUAUAGAGAUACAGACCAAAGAAAUUCUUUACCUGAAGAAGCUCUUGUAUAAUUACCUGUCCACUUUUACUAAUCAGACAAUUGAGACGAUUGAGAAGGACUCAGACAGGGACCACUACAUGAAUGCUCUGGAGGCGAAGAAGUACGGAAUUGUGGAUGAGAUUAUUCAGACCAAGCUGCCGCACCCAUAUUUUUACGAAGCCAUGAAGGAGUCAAGCAGUGAGGCAUCUUCCAUGUAA
Plasmodium fragile is the source of this 1986-nucleotide messenger RNA. RefSeq names its product ATP-dependent Clp endopeptidase, proteolytic subunit ClpP. Gene Ontology annotation, biological process: protein quality control for misfolded or incompletely synthesized proteins. Lineage: Eukaryota; Apicomplexa; Aconoidasida; Haemosporida; Plasmodiidae. The record is from RefSeq and is a predicted model, not a curated record. The transcript has 4 exons. Bases 1 to 1986 code for a protein of 661 amino acids. Gene Ontology annotation, molecular function: ATPase binding; serine-type endopeptidase activity; ATP-dependent peptidase activity. Gene Ontology annotation, cellular component: endopeptidase Clp complex.